Dermacentor andersoni is the source of this 2873-nucleotide messenger RNA. NCBI's taxonomy places the organism in Eukaryota, Metazoa, Arthropoda, Arachnida, Ixodida, Ixodidae. The record is from RefSeq and is a predicted model, not a curated record.
UGCCAGGGCGUUACUUGCUCCUAGCCCUGCUGUUCGUUGGCAACACAAUUCUCUCAACACACAAGUUUGACCUCGGCAUUGCGAUUUUGGCCAUGACUAACCAGGUUCCCGCCACAGACAAAGCGGCCAGUCUGGUACCCGGUGAUUCCUGGCUCCAGCAUGACAAUGACACAAGACAGUUCAAUGCUUCUGGCACUGCAACAGCAACAGUCAACAGCAGUGUGGAAACUGAAGACAAUGCCCUCUUCACCACCACACCUGCAGUUUCACUGGAGGAGAAAAGCACAGGAGCACCUACAUUCUCGUGGUCACCUUCAGUGCAAGGUGUCAUCCUGGGUGCAUACUUCUACGGAGUAAUUAUGCCGCAGGUUCUGGGUGGUCGUCUGGCAGAGCGCUUCAGUGCCAAGUGGACCCUGCUGGCAGGGCUGCUUGCUUCCUCGGCACUGACAUCGGCAACACCAUGGAUAGCCACGUUAGGUGUCGCACCUCUGGUUGCACAUCGGAUACUCCUGGGAUUUGUGCACGGUCUGAGUAUGCCCUCAUCGGUUGCCCUGGUGGCCCGGUGGGCGCCCCGACGGGAGCGGUCAACCUUUGUAGCAGUGGUGUUCUGUGGCCGGUACAUGGGCAUCGUGGUGGCCACCCUGCUCUUCGGUCACCUCUCCUCCAUGUCAGUGGCUGGAGGGUGGCCCUUUGCCUUCUACAUGUCUGGGCUACUGGGUUUCCUGUGGCUAGCCCUGUGGUACUUCCUGGCCUUUGACGAUCCUGCUCGUGACCCAAAGGUGUCUGCUGCAGAGCUUCACAAUAUACAGGGAGGGAAUGGAGGUGGACCACUCAGGGCCAGCACAGCGAAGCGGCCACUGCCAUGGCGAGCUGUGUUCACGUCUGCACCUGUGUGGGCCCUGGUGGCAGCCCGGUUUUCCAACCUGUGGGUCUCCAUGCUACUGUUCACGAAGCUGCCAGCGUAUGUCGAAGGCGUCCUCGGGAUGUCCCUGCGUCAGAAUGCCAACUUCAGCGCACUCGUGUUUGCCUUCACCAUCGUGUCAAUGCUGGGCUCCGGCGUGAUCGCAGACUGUCUGCUUCGUUGCGGCCUCCAGACUACACUUGUCCGGAAAGCAUUUCAGCUCACUGCCAACUUUGGCCCCGCGCUGUGCCUUCUGUGUCUGACCAUGGCCGGAGCGAACCGAUGGCUCGUGCUGUUCCUGCUGAUCAUCGGCAAGGUCACACUGGGUGCCUUCACGGCCGGCAAUGCGGCUGCAGUGGUUGACUUGGCUCCAAUGUACUCUGCUACCCUUAAUGGGAUGAUUACAACAUUUGGACAAACCACAGGAGUGCUGGCUCCUUUGGUUGCUGGGCUGCUGUCAUCCUCUGCAAAAGGCGAUAAGGUGACGCAGUGGACGCACAUCUUCUACCUUGCAGCCGCCGUAAGCUUUGCUGGUGGUGUUGUGUUUGCCAUCUUCGGCUCAGCCGAGCGGCAACCUUGGGCCGACCCCAGUGGCAUGGCCAACACCAAACAACAACAGUCAAUCCCGCCAUCGAACUCUGGUGACCCGGUGGCAUCUGCAGAGGAUGGUGUCAUCAUUGCAGCCAGCACAGCACUUCUUGGUACACCAGCAUCACCGGACACAGCAGAGAUGUCAGCCGCCAAGAAGCUUUGACGCUAGUGAGGUUUUUGGAGACUGCUUCUUUGGUGUAGUUGGCAUUGCGCUGAGACUGCUUAGCUUUGGUUUGACGGCAGCAGAAGUGAUUGACGCUGAAGAACACAAUGCACAGAUGUGUGAAGAACAACUUCCAUUUGUGCUUGUAACGCAAAUGGAUACGAAGUUAUUGACUAAGGUCGGUUAAGUCAAAUGGUGCAUUCGACUUAUCAGUUUUGACCGCCCUGAGCAUUCCGGUGAUGAGAUUUACAUUCGGCUGAUCGAAAUUGAGCACUCAAAACACAUUUGUGUGGUUCAUCCAUUGUGCCACACUCUGGUUCAAAACAGUUAGAUGCAUUCUCACCUUCAAGCUGGGAUUGCAACCAGAAUUCGACAGAAUUCCAACCACUUAGCUCCUCUUCUGAUUGCUCUGGGAACAGCUGAACGUUUGGCCUGGACAGACUUUCUGUGGCUCCUAUCUUGAGAGAUCUCAAUAAUACCGAGCUCUGUAAGAACCAGUCAAAUGCACUACAUGAAAGACAAGCACAGCGCUCUGGGCACGGCCUUUCUGUCACAUUGUUUUUUCGUGUGCCGUUCAUGGCCGGCUCUGAAUAACCAACUUGCUCAGGCUUUGACUUUGUAUAGAAAGUGAGUGCAGGUGUCACAAAGUGCCUUGUCUUCCCAAACUCCUGCACAUGCCAAGCUGCUGCGAGUUAACAAUCAUUGUAUACAUAUGCCUAGGGGUGUCGCAUGUUGCUGCCGUCUUUAGACUGGCUGCCAAAAGGAAAGGCUUGAUGUCGUACAAGGUGUGGACUAGGUGUGAAAUGAGAAAAAUUUUGGGGGGGAAAACGUGCACUUCUGGGACUGUCAUACUUUCGGACGGACUAGUCAUUAAUAUAUGCAGCUAAAGCUGAACUUUGUGCUGGUUGGUGACACGAUACUGGAGUUCUUGAAAGCAGCUUAUAAAGGGCUUGGAAAUCUGAAAGGGGCACACUGCAAGUUCUGUGGAUUCUGGGUCUUUGUAUUAGGAGUCACUUCCAGUGGCCCAGGAAAGCAGUCCAGGGCACGUGUUUGUAUUGUUCUAUUUUUUUUUUUGUUCUUUUUUUUCUCUCUCUCAUUCACCUUUUCUCGUCGUACGCUGCAGUGACUAGCUUAUGCCAGUCAUGAUGGCAGAGCAGUAGCAUCCAAUCCGAUGAUAAAGAAAAAAGAUUAAUUAAAUAGUGUAGUGGAUCCGAUUCC